Postia placenta MAD-698-R-SB12 is the source of this 805-nucleotide messenger RNA. RefSeq lists its product as hypothetical. The record is from RefSeq and is a predicted model, not a curated record. NCBI's taxonomy places the organism in Eukaryota, Fungi, Basidiomycota, Agaricomycetes, Polyporales, Adustoporiaceae. Bases 52 to 525 code for a protein of 157 amino acids. The transcript is spliced from 2 exons.
AUUGGAACUGCAGCUGACGGGCGUUCGGUGCUUGCGACAGCUACAUUCAAGAUGAAAGAUUUAUUGGAAUCUGUGAAAAAUGUGGGACUGGAAUCCCUAAUCAGGAUGAUUCAGGCUAUAGGUGACUAUGCGGAUACUAGCGGUCAGCAGGCUUCGUACCAAGCCUCGCGCCAAACUCCGGAAAUGCUGACUGGGGUAGCGUCUGAAUGGUCCGCUUUGCGAUCGGAGGGGAUGUCAUUGGGGAGCAUCUUUCCACGGUUUUGUGUGGCUGCAGCACAAGAACGCCGGUAUGGGUGUCAGUGGGCCUGUCUUCGACGGAUCAGCGAUAGAACGGCAUUGAGGCCGCAGCCCUUGCCGUCUUGGCAAGCACAUCAUCAUCGUCAGAACCCGCAUCGCUUGGCGACACCACGUUUUAGCUUCCUCUCGGCAAGCCUAUCACACCGCCAAGAAGCCUCAACGCGCCUCGGUGUCUUCUGCCCCACAUCGAGAUCUGCGUGUGUUACCACAGUUAGCAGUUGCAUGUAGGGCUGUGUUGGCUUGGAACACUGCGCAGACUAAUAAGAACUAAUAAGAUGCAACUUCUAGUGGCGGCAGAAGGUAAAAGCCGAGUUAGCGAAAGGGGGGCCCUUGGCAUGGCCUUGAGGCAAAGAUGAAGUGCACCGAGCCCGCGAUAGAACGGCAUAGGUGAGGUAGGCCAAGCGGAGGGAUGCCUUGUGACGGUGUGGCGUGGCCUGUGGAUGGGGUUAGACGUGAUAGACUCAACGUUUACGCAAAAUGAAGUCCAAACUUUAACGCACAGCCUCGG